GACAACACGGGAGUUCUUUGCUGAAAACUAUGUUUUACAGAAUUAGCUUUAAUUCGAGAAAGAUACUUGCAUUAACAGCAACACCUCAACGACUAAGCCGAAAGUUUUACACCUGCAAUGGCUUUUUAUAUUUGUUAAGAUUACGGAAACAUAAUAGCAAAUCCUUGCAUUGGCAUUUUACACGGCAAUAUGAAACAACAGCAACUAGCGGGAGCAUUAAUAAUGGUCGAUAUACAAAAAAUAAUUAUGACAAAACAGAGGUGGAAACUUUGAAAAAAAAUUCAGAGAAAAUAAAGCUUGAGGCUGCCUCAUCUUCAAAUGAAAAUCAAAAGUUGGUGAAUAUUCUACGCCAACAAGUAUCUAAAAAAAAACCGUUGGAGACAAUUUGGAAAACUUAUACACAAACAUCAAAGAAAAACGCGUUAAAUUUAUUGACCUAUAUUGACUACAUAGAUUUGCUUACGGCACUAAAAACUUAUGAAAAUGAUUAUCUUGUCUCGAUUUUUCUAAAUAAAAUUUAUGAUGACCUCAGAUAUAUGAGAUUAAACUUAAAAAGUCAAGCAUAUAAUUUAAUACUUCAUCUUUCUGGACAAUGCGGAAAUUUUAAAAGAGUGGAAAUGCUUUUAAUAGAAAUGAGAAAUAGGGGUAUUUCGGCUGAUGUGAACACUUUGAACUCGCUAAUUUCUACUUUUGUACAUAUCAGAAGGUUAGAUUGGGCAAUACCAAUUUUUCGAGAGAUGCAACAUGGAUUGGUUAAACCGAAUAUUGAGACUUACAAUAUAUUAUUAUUAGUAUCUAUUCAAGAAUGCGAUUUUAAAGGAGCGCAUUACUUAUUGAAAGAACUGGAGCGUGAAGAUAUAAAGCCAGACAUUACGAUUUACAAUAAACUCGUAGAUGCUUACUUGAAAAAAGAAGAUCCUGCGGGGGCCAAUGCGUGUCUAGAUAUGAUGGAAUCAAAAGGUUUUGCACCCGAUAUUUCAACAAUUAAAACUUUAAUUACUCAGUUUUGCGAGCAAAAUAGUUUUCAGCCCGCGCUAAGACUUUAUGACAAAAUAUUUAAGUUGAAUUUGAGGCCGGAUGAAUAUAUUAUCGAUUCUCUUGCGGCUUGCUACGAACGUUCAAAAAAAGACAAUCAAAAAAAGAGAAAAAGGAUUAUAUCGGAUAACAAAUAA
Messenger RNA from Ambispora gerdemannii, 1172 nucleotides. Lineage: Eukaryota; Fungi; Glomeromycota; Glomeromycetes; Archaeosporales; Ambisporaceae. The record is from the annotation of a GenBank genome assembly.